Messenger RNA from Acipenser ruthenus (sterlet), 2898 nucleotides. RefSeq names its product protein mono-ADP-ribosyltransferase PARP12-like. Gene Ontology annotation, molecular function: metal ion binding; NAD+ poly-ADP-ribosyltransferase activity. Bases 41 to 2011 code for a protein of 656 amino acids. NCBI's taxonomy places the organism in Eukaryota, Metazoa, Chordata, Actinopteri, Acipenseriformes, Acipenseridae. The record is from RefSeq and is a predicted model, not a curated record. The transcript has 12 exons.
UGCUGAUUAGGAAGUAAAAACGCCAGUGGCUUCUGACAAAAUGUCUGCUUCUGCUGUAGCUAGCUGUGCUACCAGUAUUCUCUGCUGCAGUCAGGGAUCCUUGGACUACAGACAGCUUUACAAGAGAGUCUGCAAGUAUCACACAAUUACAGAACAGCUUUUCUGUCAGAUCCUGAGGAAUGGCAGUAGGUUUGCUAUAGUUGAAGGUACUGAGGGGAACAUUCCAGGGUGUGAGCUCAGCGAUGAUACCACAAUCAUCGCAAAGACUUCAGUGAGACUGUGCAAACAGUACCCAAAAGAGGACUGUGCUGACUGCAAUGGGCUUCAUCUUUGUCGAUAUUUUGUUUGUGGUAACUGCAGAUUUGACAAGGAAAGGAAUAAAUGCAGAAACUCGCAUGACCUUCAUUCAGUCCACAACAGUAACAUCUUGAGAGCUAAUCAGCUUCAGGGUCUGCAGGAGGCUGAGUUAUCCCAGUUACUGCUCCAGAAUGACCCCUCUCUUCUGCCUGAGGUGUGUGCACACUACAAUAAGGGCAAUGGGGAAUAUGGAUCAUGUACCUUCAAAACAAAAUGUACCAAACUCCACAUAUGCCAACACUUUCUGCAAGGAAACUGUAAAUUUGGACAGCAAUGUAAGCGGAGCCACAAGUUUGAUGCAAAUGCUCAGAAAAUGUUGGAGGGCCGGGGUCUCAGUGCAGAACUAAUAUCCAACCUGCCUUCAAUAUAUAACAAUAUCUACACCAUUACCUGUAGCACUGGCAGCAGUGCAGGAAAGAAAGUACGUACAAGAGAAUCAUCAGUAAGCUCCAUCAGUGAUGUGGACAGCGAUGAAAUCUGCCUUUUUUACAUCAGGAAACACUGCAGUUUUAAAGAAAAGUGCAUUCGCGUCCACUUCCAUCUGCCCUACAAAUGGGAAGUGUAUAACGGGUUGACCUGGAAAGACUUGCCAAACAUGGAAGAGAUUGAAAAGGCUUACUGCGACCCAGAAAACACAACCAGUAAUGGAUCUCCACCAGUCAAUUUCCUCACAAUGACUCUGGGAUCAGCUAAAGUCAGACGCCUUUCCACAGCUUCCUCAGUCACAAAGCCCCCACACUUCAUCCUGACUACCGAAUGGGUCUGGUACUGGAAAGACCAAUGUGGUGUGUGGAUUGAAUAUGGAAAGCAAGACGAUGGUCAGAACGUCUCAUCAGUCAACACUGAAGUCUUGGAGAAUGUGUUUCUAGCUGAUGAGGAUGGUGUUGUUCCAUUCAGCUCAGGUGGUCAGCAGUACACCCUCAGCUUUAAAGACAUGUAUCAAAAGAACCUGAAAUACAAAACAAAAAGGGAGGUGCGGAGAAGGCCUAGAUUUGUUUCUUCCAAAGCUGUGGACAGCAAGAUAAAGCGUGACUCUUCAGAGACACAAAGCUCAAAUGCUGUGUCUGUUCCGAGUCACUGGGACCAAGGUGCCUUGCCUGAAUUUAGCUACAAGCUGAUUGAACUUUCCAAAACCUCUGGAGAAUUUCAACAUGUUGAAGGUCUCUUUAAGCGGACCAUGGCUGCAGCGACCGUUCAUAAGAUUCAAAGGAUCCAAAACCCCUCUCUCUGGAAAGUGUUCCAGUGGCAAAAAGAACAAAUGAAGAAGAAAAAUGGAGGAGAGAGUGUGGAUGAGAAAUUUUUAUUCCAUGGUACAGAGCAAAGCCUAUUAGAUGCCAUCUGUGAGCAAAACUUUGACUGGAGAAUCUGUGGAGUCCAUGGCUCACUGUAUGGGAAAGGGAGCUACUUUGCAAGGGAUGCCUCAUAUUCUCACAGCUAUUCCAAGACCAGGACCGGUACCCAGAUCCUCUUUGUGGCUCGGGUGCUGGUUGGAGAGUUUACCAGAGGAAAAAGCAACUAUGUACGCCCUCCCCCCAAAGAUGGCAACAAUACCAGCUUUUACAACAGCUGCGUAGACUCCAAGUCUAACCCUUCGAUUUUUGUAAUUUUUGAGAAACACCAGAUUUAUCCAGAGUACCUAAUUGAGUACCAUUAGCAGGAGUAACAGUCUACUGCAAGAGUUAUUCAAUCAACCCUUUAUUUUGUGUUAAUUUUCCAAUUUUUGAUAAUGGAGUAAUGUCGCCACAAAAUUGCUUCAUUAUGCAAUGUAAGGCUUUAGAUAACAUCUAACUUUUCUAUGUCUUUUUGGUGUUCAUAUUUCUCAUUCUUAUUUGGGCCACAGAGUGGCAUGAUACAUGUUUAAGAGGUAGCUUGUGGCUAGAAGUAAAACAAAUUAUUGAGAAUGUAAAGAUAUGAUGUAGAUAAUAAAUUAUUAUUAAUUACCUCUGUAAAACAACAGACAGCAAAAACUAAACCAGCUUUUAUCAUGGCACUCCUGCUGCUCCUAUAGUACCGUAUUACUUCAAUUUGGUGCCAGAGUGUUUAUUUAAAAUUGAUCAAAUGACUGCGGCCCUUUACGAAGGCAGCGAUUAUUCAAGGGCGGCCUUUAUUAAUAAUACUAUGCUUUACAAACACUGCAAUAUUUUAUUAAAUGAUUUAUGGCAUUUUAGAAACGGCGCCAUGAGAAGCUCCGAUCUGCAGCACUAUACUCUUGUGUGUUUUUGGGCCUUGAAUACAGUACAUUUACUGACAGUUAACGAGAGCCUAUUAGGUGGGAGUUGGGAGAUAAGGGGAGUACUGUACCAGCAAAUCAGGGGUGUGUAUUGGUUGCUAUGGGGCAGGACAAGAAGAGGAGAGAGAACGGUAUUUGAGUGUAAUGCAGUUGUUUUUCUUAUGGAAAAAUAUUAACUCUGAAUAUCGGUUUGAUUUAUGUUAAAAUUAAAAUAUAUCCUACUCAGUUUUUUUUCUCACUGUAAUUUACCUGCUUGUUUGUAAUUUAAACGUCUAGCAAACAAAUAAAUAAAAUGCCUUUUGAAGUACCCA